This is a messenger RNA of Aedes albopictus (Asian tiger mosquito), 4701 nucleotides long. RefSeq lists its product as uncharacterized. Bases 438 to 4691 code for a protein of 1417 amino acids. The record is from RefSeq and is a predicted model, not a curated record. The transcript is spliced from 2 exons. NCBI's taxonomy places the organism in Eukaryota, Metazoa, Arthropoda, Insecta, Diptera, Culicidae.
ACGCUGGACACCUCGAAGAUGAUAGAUAGGGCAGAAUGAGAGUGAAUUUGACAAGGGAAAAGAAAGAACAAAAACAAGACUAAUCUGAUUGAUCACGUUUUAUUUCCUUGUGGUGAAUCAACUAAAAUAACUAAAAUUAGUGGUUUCUUUUACAAAUAAAUGAAUUUGAACUAUUGUAAAGGAAACUAAAAAUACGAGCAAGUUAAAACCGACAGCUACAUGACAGGUUAAAAUCGCAGGACAAACAGUUAAUGGGAAUAAUUCUAUCUGCAAGAGGCAAACUAUUUGUGAGUAAAACAUGAACUAAACCAAAACGAGAAAGAAAUAACAAUAUAUUUUGAUUGUAGCUUUGAUCUACUUCCACGGAACGUUGAUUCGAAGAUUGUUUACAUAAUCCGAACAAAAUCAAAGAAAUACGAUUCGGAUAACCUCAAAAGAUGAGUGUUUCUUCCGAGAAAAACUGUUUGCUGUGCGACGAUCCGGAUCGAGCUGAUCGGAACAUGGUCCAAUGCGACGAAUGCAGGCUUUGGGCGCAUUUUUGCUGUGCCGAGGUCGGCGCCGAUAUAAAGGACAAGCCCUGGAGUUGCCCAAAGUGUUUGUCUCGGCUCAGAGUGCCGGAAGAAAAGGGCAAGAAGAAAACCAAGAAGUCUGGUUCCAAGAGCGACGCUGGAUCAGUAAGAAGCUUAGUUUCGGCUAUAGAGCAGCUUGAAAUGGAGCAGAGCGCGCGAGAGAAGGCCUUGGAUGAGGAAAGAGCUGUUCGGGAAAAGCGUUUGGAAGUGGAAAGAAUCCUGACCGAAAAACGAUUGAGGCAAGAAAAGGAAAUUCGACAACUAGAACUGCAGCAGGAGCGCGAGUUACAAGAAAUGCAACUAAGGCAAGAGCAGGAAAUGAUGGAAAGAAAAUUAGCGGCUGAAGAAGACUUCAUUAAAAGACAACAGGCGAUGCGAGAACAUUUCAAGCUGGCACAUAGUUCGACCAAGGGGAAAUUAAACCUGUUAACUAGCGAAGAUGGUGCAGUUGGGGGCGAGGUCAGAAGCGUACCCAAGGGCAACGUAGGACUGGACGUCAUCUCAACCCGUGAGGUCAUCUCUUCGGCUGGCAGUAAGGUUGAAAAUUGGCUGAAAGAGCAACAGGCGGGUCAACGGCAAGAUCAUCGAGGGGCGUUUCCUAAGUCGACAAAAUUUCAAGAAGAAGCACUGAAGAAGAAGAAGAAGUUGUCAAAGCUGGAGCGGCUGAAGGCUUUGCUCGAAGAAGAUUCAAGUGAAGAAACGGAUCAAGAAUCGGUUGACGCUGAAGGAAAUGGGGAACCAUUCGGAGAAGAGCCACCAGAGAGCAUUGCAAAGCAAAACUGGACUCCAGGAAUCACUGAGCUGGAACAGAACCAACGAACGGACACGGACAAUCGAUGGAACAGGAUGCCGGACGGGCCGGGGUAUAUGAGGGCCCCAACCAAUGCCGAAUACGGUCGACGAGUGGAUGGCUUGGGACGGACUAGUUUCGCUACAAACAGAUAUGGUGAGAGAUUGAAUGAUCCAGAUCAACAACACCGUAAUCGUUUGGCGGGCCAACGAGAGAUCGAACAGUUGCGACCGUUAACAUCGGAACAAAUGGCAGCUCGGCAAUUCAUGUCCAAACAAUUGCCAAUAUUCAAAGGGGAACCAGAAGUGUGGCCUCUCUUCAUAAGUAGUUUCGAGAACACCACCAACGCUUGCGGCUUCACAAAUCUCGACAACUUAAAGAGGCUGCAGGAUUCCCUGCAAGGUGAAGCACUAGAAGCUGUGCGAAGUCGAUUGGUAUUGCCUGAUGCAGUUCCAGGAGUGAUCACCGAUCUCCGGAACCUGUUUGGAAAGCCAGAGAAGCUCCUCAAGACUUUGUUGGUCAAGGUGCGGAGGGCACCAGCACCGAGGGCCGACCGUUUGGAAACGUUCAUCCAUUUUGGAAUCAUCGUUAAGCAAUUGUGUGACCAUUUGGAAGCAGCCGGCCUAACAGAUCUCUUGAAUAACCCCAUGUUGGUCCAAGAAUUAGUAGAGAAGCUUCCACCCAACUACAAACUGGACUGGGUGCGUUUCAAAAGAUUCAGCCAUGGUAGCCCACUGCGAAUGUUUACCGAUUUCAUUUCUGAUGUGGUAUCGGAUGUGUCGGAAGUAGCGGAUUUCUCUGCGGCGAGCUCUCCAGAACCGGUACGCGCAAAGCACCGGAGCGACAAGAAGAAGGAAUAUGUUCAUCUACACGCUGCGUCAUCAAAAGGAGAACCCGCUAGCGGUAAAGCUGUAAAGCCCGAAGUAAAGCCUUGCUGGAUGUGUAAACGGUCAGACCACAAGAUAAGGUAUUGCGAUGAUUUCAAGAAGUUAUCAGUGACGGAUCGUUUGAAGUUGGUGGAAAAGCACAAGUUGUGCGUACUCUGCCUAAAUAGCCAUGGAAAAGCAAGAUGCAGUUUCAAGCUACGCUGCAACGUCAACGACUGUCAGGAGUACCAUCACCCAUUGCUACACCGCACAAGGGAGUAUGUCCAAACAGUUGAAGAAUACUCCAAUGCACAUUGUCGUUUGAACAGAUCGGUCAUCUUCCGGAUGGUACCAGUGACGAUUUCGGUCGGGGAUCUGUCCGUCAAUACACUGGUGUUUCUCGACGAGGGAUCUUCAGUGACAUUGAUUGAAGACAUCGUUGCCAACCAGCUACAAGUGAAAGGAGUGCCGGAGCCCCUAACAGUGACGUGGACUGGCAACAUGAAAAGGCACGAAGACGGAUCUAGAAGAGUCAACGUUUUGCUGGCUGCGAGAGGUUCAAAUGAGAAACUUUUGUUACAAGGUGCCCACACUGUUUCAGGAUUGGUUCUCCCAAAGCAAAACGUGAAUCUAAAAGAGGUCAAAAGGCGCUUUCCUCAUUUACGUGAUUUGCCAGUAGCUGAGUUAGGUUUGGAAGAACCGACAAUAAUGCUCGGGUUGGACAACCUACACAUAUUUGCUCCGCUGGAAUCUAGAAUCGGUCAACCUGGCGAACCAAUAGCAGUCAAAACCAAAUUAGGGUGGACUGUUUAUGGUCCCUUGCAGAAGAACCAGAUGGCGACGGUUCAUGUAAAUUUCCAUAUGAUAGAUCCAGUGUCGAACCAAGAACUGCAUGACGUGAUGCGUGCUCAAUACUGUCUUGAAGAAUCCGGAGUUAUGCCCUCUGGAGUUCCUGAAUCGCACGAGGAUCAAAGAGCACGCGAGAUUCUGCGGACGACUACUGUUCGCAUUGGUGACCGUUUUGAGACAGGGUUACUCUGGCGACGCGAUGAAAGAAGAUUUCCCGAUAAUUACGGUAUGGCGAAGCGAAGAUUAUUGGCGUUAGAGCGAAAGUUGGCGAACAAUCCAAAGAUGCAGGAGGCCGUCCGUCUGCAAAUCACUGAAUACCUAGCAAAACAAUAUGCUCACAUAGCGACCGAGGAGGAACUACUUGGGUCCAAUCCGGCGGAGGUAUGGUACCUACCACUGAACGUUGUGAAACACCCACACAAGCCAAAUAAGUUACGCCUGGUUUGGGAUGCCGCCGCGAUGGUUAGAGGAAUCUCACUGAACACAGAACUGUUGAAGGGUCCAGAUAUGCUGUCAUCGCUACCAUCUGUUCUUAGUUGUUUUCGAGAGCGCCGAGUUGGAUUUGGUGGUGACAUAGAGGAAAUGUAUCACCAGUUAAAAAUAAGAAGGGAAGAUCGCCAAGCACAACGUUUCCUCUAUCGUUCACACCCAGACGACGCAGAGCCACAGAUCUAUGUGAUGGACGUUGCGACUUUCGGGUCGACCUGCUCACCGUGUUCCGCGCAGUUUAUAAAAAAUCUGAAUGCGGAAGAGUACGCCUGUCAAUACCCAGAAGCUGCCACUGCAAUCACGAAACGCCACUAUGUGGAUGAUUACUAUGACAGCGCCGACACUGUAGCAGAUGCUGCGAAACUUGCUAAGGAUGUGAAGCUAGUCCACUCAAAGGGUGGCUUUCACAUCAGAAAUUGGGUCAGCAAUUCCAUUGAGUUUAGGAGAGAGAUGGGUGAACAAAAUGCAGCUACAACUGUUCACCUGAAAGAUAAAACAGCGGGAACAGAUCGCGUCCUGGGUGUAAUGUGGGAUACUCGAAGUGAUUGCUUUCUAUUCGUUACCCCUUCCCGUUCGACUGGAGACCACCCAACAAAACGUGAAAUCCUUAGCUGUGUCAUGGCAAUAUUUGACCCAUUGGGACUUCUGUCGCCGUUUACCGUCUUAGGAAAAAUCCUCGUACAAGACUUAUGGCGGACUGGAUGCGAUUGGGAUGCGCCGAUUGAUGAAGAAUCUCUUUGUAAAUGGAAAGACUGGACGCAGCAGAUGACGAAAAUGGAAAAUGUUAGGAUUCCCAGGGCCUAUUUCGACAAUGCCACGACUUCUCAGCUGCACGAUAUUCAGCUACAUGUAUUCACUGAUGCUAGUGAGAGCGCCUACGGUUCCGUCGCUUACUUUCGCGCUGUGGUUGAUGGUGAUGUACGUUGUACUCUGGUGAUGAGCCGAACGAAAGUGGCGCCACUUAAGCAGCUUACGGUACCAAGAUUAGAGCUUCAAGCAGCUGUAAUGGGUGCUAGAUUGGCGAAGACAGUCUGCCGUAAUCACAGGAUCGUACCUGACAAAGUUUUUUUUCUGGUGCGACUCUCGCACAGUGCUAUCCUGGAUACGCUCGGAUCAACGACGAUAUAAACCGUUUGUG